This is a messenger RNA of Notechis scutatus (mainland tiger snake), 987 nucleotides long. NCBI's taxonomy places the organism in Eukaryota, Metazoa, Chordata, Lepidosauria, Squamata, Elapidae. The record is from RefSeq and is a predicted model, not a curated record.
GUUGGGAAGCAUCCUAAAAGGGGAAAGAGACACACCCUUUCAGUAACUCGAGGGCAUCUCCAGCUAACGCUGUCUGUUCGUUCGGUUGCAGGUAUUUCCCAGGUGGUGAAGGACCAUGUGACUAAGCCCACCGCCAUGGCGCAAGGCAGAGUGGCCCACUUGAUCGAGUGGAAGGGGUGGUGCAAACCCAUCGAUUCUCCUGCGACUUUGGAAAGCACCUUCAACUCCUAUUCGGAUCUCAGUGAAGGAGAGCAGGAGGCCAGGUUUGCUGCAGGUGUAGCCGAACAGUUUGCCAUCGCCGAGGCCAAACUCAGAGCCUGGUCAUCGGUGGAGGGGGACGACUCCAAUGAUGAGUCUUACGAUGAGGAUUUUCCCGCUUCCAGUGAAACUGUCCAGGUAGCUGACACAGUGGGCCAGCUGCCCCCCAACGCCCUCUUGAAAGGCUUCCUGCACAGCCGCCUGGGCCACCUGAACUCCCGACAAGGUUCUUGCGACCCAGAAAGUGAUUCCUCUCAGUCCACCAUCUCCCCGGAGACCUUGUGCUCCAGUCUCUGCAGCCUUGACGACAGCUUCCUUCUCAAGGAGUUGGGCACCCCUUCUGAACUUGCCGCCAAACUGCUGGGCUCCGUCUCCGGCGGGGAGGACAUGCUGAUUUCCAAGUUGCCCACACAGACUGCCGGAGAAUGUGCCUUCCGGAGCCUGGCGCAACUCGAGUGCCAGGACUCUAUGUACUCCAUGUCCUUCACCGAGUCCUGCCUCUCGCCCGCGGAGGAGGAGCCAGAGGGCCUUCCGUCCAAGGACUACAAAGUCCAUGGGGACAGCUGCCAGGUCCGGAGAAAAGUCUCCGAUGUGGCCUCCUCCGGCGUAGUGUCGCUCGACGACAACGAAGACGACGAGGUCGAAGAAGAGCCGGACGCUGAAGAGCCGUGAAUCUCCUUCUGUUCCGUGGCAUGCUUCACCUGCCAUUUUGCCCCGCUCCGUGGCACC